AUGUACGGACUGCUGUGUUUGCUUUUAUUCAGCUGUGCAUAUGCGCACGAAUAUAAUGCAGUCGAAACCGAAAUGUUCGCGAUACCAAUAAGUCCUAACCUAUUUAAUUGGACAUACCAAGAGUUCGAUCAGCAAUACCGCUUCCACGCAUCUCUAAUAGGCAAACCUGAACUUCCGUCAUGGUUGCGGUACAUCUACAGUGGAAGACAUCACUCAGGGUUCAUUUUUGGAACUCCACCGAGAGGCACUGAAUCGCCUAUUACGUUAGAGGUAAUUGGUUUAAAUCGUCAAGACUAUGAAACACGAAGAGUUUUACUGACCCUCCGCGUUCAACCAAAAUUGAAUAUGGCGAAGCAUGAAGUGGAGCUUAAAAUUGAUAAUCUAAAUGUGGAGGAUUUACUGGAUGAGCACAGAAUGACCCGCCUCAAAGACAUAUUGCGAACAAAGUUAUGGACGGAAAGCAGUGGCGACCUCUACGCUACAUUUUUAGCAUCCGCUAUUGACUUAGGUGCCAGACAUCCAUUGAAACCUAGUGAUGGAGAAGGCCUUGUUGUCCGCUUAGGCAGCAUAACACCCUUCUCAAGUGAAUUACAAAGACUGCGAGAAGAAGUGAGACCGCUGUCUCGUCUCCCGAGCUGUCCUCGUGAAUUCAAACGUACUACAGUCGAAAGGCUGUUUAGAGACGCUGGACUGACGCUUGACUGGUGCAGCUUUGAACUGUACAACACAGUAUACAACGACCGCAGCACACUUCGUUUGGAAUACUUAACGGAAAUACCAAAUACAAAAGUGGAUUCAAAACUUCCUCUAAAAACCAACUCUUGGUCAGCUCCGAGCAGAUACGAUCUGCCCAGUAGAAGUUACAUUCACCAAGUGUCCGUGACUAUAGCUGUUCCAUUAGUGCUGAUGCUGCUCUCUGUUGCCGCAUUGAGUGCUGUUCUCUGCUUCCAUUAUGCUUCUAUGAGAGAUCCAGAAUCAGAACGCUUUUUGAACGACAUUUUUCAUAUCUGUAUAGAUUAUAGAAAGAGGAGAGCUAAUAAAUCAGCAAAAGUCGAGCUUUGCAGAUAUGGAACUGGCAACACUGAGCAAAGCCAAAUAGCCGAUGAUAUAAGCACCAAAAGCUUAGGAACAAGCCCAAACAACAGCUUACCUCGCCCAUACAGUCCAAAGUCAACGACGAACUUAGCUGGAAAUUACAAUCGACCACAGCCGCCGCCCUACCUCGCCUCGGCCACCAACUCCCUCCACCAUCGCAAAUCUCACACACCAUUGCACACCCCAGAACAUCGCCAUCUCGCGCUAGAAGAAUCCCUUAAACUUCUAAACGAAGCAAACAUCACAGAACUUGAUAAUUUAUUGAAGAACCCAAUUGUCGAUUUCAACGACGGCGCUGACGACUACGUCCCAAUAAAACCGGAGUUUGUAAAACCUGAAAUCGGUUUUACGGUUAAACCGGUUAAUGAGGAUUUGGCCAGGUAUGGUAUUGCCGGCGUGGGCCCCAUUUGA
Pieris macdunnoughi is the source of this 1506-nucleotide messenger RNA. The record is from the annotation of a GenBank genome assembly. NCBI's taxonomy places the organism in Eukaryota, Metazoa, Arthropoda, Insecta, Lepidoptera, Pieridae.